AUGGCAUUGGCAGCUCAACUCGUAGCUUUGCAUAACACAGUGAAAGAUUUGGCCAAGGUUAUGGAAGAAUCCAAGCAACCAGCACCUACUCCAAUAGUUGUUAUAGCACCUAUAUGCUCACUUUGCUAUGGUACUCAUGCCUUUGAAGAAUGCCCCAGCAACCCAACAUAUGUUCUUUAUGUGGGAGGCUUCAAUUACAAUUACAACAACCACAACCAAUUUGAUCAGCAAGGAUGGCAUAACCAAGGAUGUAAUUUUGCUCAAAAUCAAGGCCAAAAUUACCAAUACCAGCAGCCUUAUCAUGGAUGGCAGGAGUCAUUUGAACUGGAUGAACCUUAUUUUGUGCAGCCUCCUUUUGCUGAACAGCUAGAACAACCUGCUGCAGAAGCUCAACCUCCAAAUGAGCAGUGGAUGAAUCAAAUGCUACAAAACCAUGAAGCUAUGCUUAAAAGUCAUGGAGCUAUCUUGAAGAGCCUUGAGAUACAAAUGGGGAAAAUUGCCUCUGCCCUUAGUAGUAGACCUUUGGGAACACUACUAAGUGACACAGAAAUACCUAAGAGGGAUGGAAAAGAAGUGUGCAAAGCCCUCCACUUGAGGAAUGAGAGAGAGGUGGAUCAGUCGGAUCCAGUUGUAAGCCCAUCUACCUUGAAGAAAUUGAUUGAGAAAGUAGGGCAGCAAGUGGAUAACACUAUUACAGCCCAACCAUCAACCACUCAAUCCUCACCUAAAGACAAAGAUGAUGAUGAGGAAACUACUGCUGAACCAUUAAGGGCAGCAUUGAAAUCAAAUGGAUUUCAUCAACCUAUAUCAAAGGCAAGACAUAUCCAUUUUCCUCAAAGCCUCCAAGAGCAACAACAAGAGCACUGUCUCUCCAACAAUUUGCCACCCAAACUGGAAAAUCCAGGCUCUUCUUUAAUUUCAAGUGCAUUAGUAGAUAGGUCACUUCCACACCAUGAUGGAAAAUUAGAGAACAAAUUAGUGAAAAUUUAUAGGUUUAUUUUUCCUACAAAUUUCAUAAUAGUUGAUUUUGAAGCUAACAAGGAUGUGCCUAUUAUGUUGGAUAGGCCAUUCUUAGUUAAAGAGGAUGCUAUAAUUGAAUUUAAACCAGAAGAAUUAACCAUGGGAGUUAAUAAGGAAAAGAUGACUUUUAAUGUCUUGAAAGUCAUGGAUGAGGAUUCUAAUAAUUGUUCUGCUAUUUCUGUUUGGGAUCAUCUUGUUAAUGAUCAUGUGUUUUUAAAUAGAGAAAAUACCAACUUAUGA
Molecule: messenger RNA, 1260 nt
Organism: Gastrolobium bilobum
Lineage: Eukaryota; Viridiplantae; Streptophyta; Magnoliopsida; Fabales; Fabaceae
Exons: 1
Coding region: 1-1260 (419 amino acids)
Source: RefSeq, a predicted model, not a curated record